GUGAAUGGCCGCCCGUUGGAGCAUAUUCAACCGGAAAUUUUGCGGAUCAAACUUCAGAUUUAUGCAAUUCGUCAGGCCCUAGCAAAAGCUAUCGUUGCGUAUUACCAGAAGUUUGUCGAUGAGCAGACCAAAAAAGAGCUGAAGGAUCAGCUUGUGUCGUAUGACCGAAAUUUAUUGGUCGCCGAUCCUCGACGCCGCGAACCAAAGAAGUUCGGUGGUCCAGGCGCACGGGCUCGUUACCAAAAAUCAUAUCGAUAA
This is a messenger RNA of Gongylonema pulchrum, 258 nucleotides long. Lineage: Eukaryota; Metazoa; Nematoda; Chromadorea; Rhabditida; Gongylonematidae. The record is from the annotation of a GenBank genome assembly.